Molecule: messenger RNA, 1116 nt
Organism: Sorghum bicolor (sorghum)
Lineage: Eukaryota; Viridiplantae; Streptophyta; Magnoliopsida; Poales; Poaceae
Product: late embryogenesis abundant protein D-34
Exons: 2
Coding region: 85-891 (268 amino acids)
Source: RefSeq, a predicted model, not a curated record
GCAGGCGGUUCUCAAACACGAGACACUUACUAGCUAGCAGCCCGUACGUGCGUGCUACGUGGUGUUCCGGAGAAAUCGAUCGACAUGAGCCAGGGCCAGCCGAGGAGGCCGCAGCAGGGCGAGGACCUGCAGCAGCACGCGCAGGAGCAGCCCGUCAAGUACAGCGACGUGCUGGACGUGUCAGGCGAGCUGGCCCAGCGGCGCGUGGCUCCCAGGGACGCCGCGCUGCUGCAGGCCGCGGAGCAGUCCGUGCUCGGCGGGACGCAGAGGGGCGGUCCCGCCGCCGUCCUGCAGUCCGCGGCGACGGUCAACGCGCGCGCGGGCCACGUGGGCAGGGCCCAGAUCACGGGCCCCGUCGCCGACGCCGGCGCCACCGUCGUCGAGGCCGAGCUCGGAGGCCGCCGCGUCGUCACCGAGUCGGUCGGCGGGCAGGUGGUGUCGAAGAUGGUGACCCCGCCGCACGUGGCGAUGACGGACCCGCCGGGCGCGCUGGACAAGGACGCCGUCACGAUCGGCCGCGCGCUGGAGGCCGUGGUCGCGAUGGCUGGGGACAGGCCGGUCGACCAGAGCGACGCGGCGGCCAUCCAGGUCGCGGAGACGUGCGCCACCGGGUCCCACGCCACCAUCCCCGGCGGCGUGGCCGCGGCGGCGCAGUCGGCGGCUGAUCAGAACGCCCGCGCCGUGCGCGACGAGGACAAGGUCAAGCUCCGGAACGUCCUCUCGAACGCGAGGGAGAGGCUGCCGGCGGACAAGGGGGCGACGCGGGAGGACGCCGAGAGGGUGGUGUCCGCGGAGAUACGGAACAAGCUGGACAUGACGACCACGCCGGGCGGCGUGGCGGACGCGGUGACUACGGCGGCCCGGCUGAACCAGGAGCGCCCAAGGCCAUAGGUCGUGUGGCCUUAUCCCAAGUGGAGCACAGGGAACAGCGGAAGAAGCAUGCCAUGAGAAGACUCUUCUGCGUGCAGACGAGCGCGUGCAGUUGUAAUGAGUUUAUGACUACUACUACGUUAAGCAACACCACGUCCGCUUUCAAAACUUUCUUGUAAAAAUACGCGAAUGACACUCUGUCCGCAGUGUGUAGCAAUAAAAACGUUGCGAAUCAAGUUCUGUAAA